Molecule: messenger RNA, 786 nt
Organism: Penicillium griseofulvum
Lineage: Eukaryota; Fungi; Ascomycota; Eurotiomycetes; Eurotiales; Aspergillaceae
Product: Methyltransferase type 11
Exons: 1
Coding region: 1-786 (261 amino acids)
Molecular function (GO): trans-aconitate 2-methyltransferase activity
Source: RefSeq, a predicted model, not a curated record
AUGUCUCAAAACAAAGACUGGAGCGCAAGCCAAUACCUCAAAUUCGAAAACGAACGCACCAAGCCCGCCCGCGAUCUCCUCUUCCAUGUGCCCCUAAUAGCCCCAAAGAGAAUAAUCGACCUAGGCUGCGGCCCAGCCAACUCAACAACAGUCCUGGCAACACAAUACCCAUCAGCAACGAUAACAGGCCUAGACUCAUCUCCAGACAUGAUUGAACGUGCCAAAAAAGUUCUCCCAGACCGGGACUUCCACGUCGCAGAUCUAAACACCUACACGCCAGACCCAGCCGAGUCUGUCGACCUCUUCUUCUCGAACGCGGUGUUCCAGUGGCUAAAAGCCGACGACCGUAUUGAGGUGAUUAAGCGACUGCUAAAGCCCCAGAAAGAGGGUACUGUCUUUGCCCUUCAGGUCCCGCAUAACCUGAACGAGCCUUCCCAUCUGCUUAUGGGGGAAACUGCUGCUGACGGCCCGUGGGCGGGAAAGCUCGCUGGUGUGCAGAGAGAAAAGUUUCAGUCGCCGCAGGAGCUUUAUGAUCUUGUUAAGCCGUUUUGUAGUCAGGUUUCGGUCUUCGAGACGAGUUAUUAUCAUUCGCUUGAGAGUCAUGAGGCUGUUAUUGAGUGGGUGAAGGGGACGGGAUUGAGGCCGUUUUUGGAUCCGUUGGAGGAUGGUCAGAAGGAGGCUUUCUUGAAGAAUUACUUGAGACGCUUGCAGUCUGCUUAUCCUGUUUCCGUUGAUAGGAGGGUAUUGUUGAAGUAUCCGCGCUUGUUUAUGGUUGCUGUGAAAUGA